Messenger RNA from Capsicum annuum, 1525 nucleotides. Its product is annotated as mediator of RNA polymerase II transcription subunit 7a. Gene Ontology annotation, molecular function: transcription coregulator activity. The transcript has 7 exons. NCBI's taxonomy places the organism in Eukaryota, Viridiplantae, Streptophyta, Magnoliopsida, Solanales, Solanaceae. Gene Ontology annotation, biological process: regulation of transcription by RNA polymerase II. The record is from RefSeq and is a predicted model, not a curated record. Gene Ontology annotation, cellular component: core mediator complex; mediator complex. The coding region runs from base 743 to 1249 and encodes 168 amino acids.
GCCUCUUCCCUUUCUCCUUUUGUUUCUCUCUUGACUAAUUUUCUAAAUUACAUUGUUUGAAAUUUAUACAGAUAGAUUCCUAGAAUUUUCUAUUAUAUAAAAGUUUAAAAGUGUAUUAGUUGAUACUAUUUUAUUCAAUUAUAUUCCUCGAUAUAAAUAUAGUCGCGGAUACGAAUUAAUCGUAUUCAUAAUACAAUUAUAUCAUGUAUUCAUCCUGUCUCUCAUCUCUCACCUCUCUCUCCCAAAUCUCGCUAGUUUAUCUUCCCUUUCGUCUCUCACCUCCCUCUCUCAAAUCUCGCUUGUAUAUCUUUCCUUUCUCGAAUCUACUCACCUCCCCCCACCCCCCAAAUUUCACUCACCUCUCUCCUCCUCCUUUUACCUUGUAACUAUAACAACAUACCCAUUGUAUUUCCACCUAGUGGGUAUGGGAAAAUGUUUUUUUUUUGGGGGGACCAUGAUAACUAGUCUAAAAAACACAUAGGCCCAAUAGAUAAAUCUGCAUCCUUCAGCCUAAAACUUGGGCCCUUCGACUCUACAUACUACUUAGGCCUUUUAGGAUCCAAAUUAAACUCCCUUCACUCUGAGUCUGCCGGCUUCCGCCUUUCGCCGCCGUUUCCGCCGCCUGCCGCUGCUCGUCCGUCUUCCUCAUUGUCCAGCUGGUAAAGCCCAAAAUUGUAGCUUAUGCUUGGACCAAACUACAAAUUAGUUUAAGGUGCUCCCAUCAGCAAUAUACUAUUGCAGAAUGUCGACAGCAACAUACCCGCCGCCACCGCCAUAUUACAGGCUGUACAAGGACUAUCUUCAAGACCCCAAGUCUGCUCCGGAACCUCCACCUCCCAUUGAGGGGACCUAUGUCCUCUUUGGUAGCAACUACACUACCGAUGAUGCACUCCCAAAUUUGGAAGAGCAGGGUGUGCGUCAAUUAUACCCAAAAGGGCCUAAUGUUGAUUUCAAGAAAGAACUAAGAGCACUUAACAGAGAAUUGCAACUACAUAUAUUGGAGCUUGCUGAUGUUCUUGUAGAACGCCCUUCACAAUAUGCCAGGAGAGUGGAAGAGAUAUCUCUGAUAUUCAAGAACUUGCACCACCUACUCAAUUCUCUGCGUCCGCACCAGGCUCGAGCCACACUUAUCCAUAUUCUAGAACUUCAGAUACAACGACGUAAACAAGCGAUAGAGGAUAUCAAGCGGAGAAGGGAAGAAGCUCAGAAGCUUCUAAAGGAGGCACUUGGUACCCUUGAGGGACAGUAGCUUGCUCUUUAAACUCUACACACAGCUGGCACAGUAAACUUGACAAAUUUCUUGACAAUUAGUGUCCAGAAUGCCUUGAAAUUUGCCGUAUAGAAGUCAUUCAGUCGUAGUGUGAAAUUUUCUUUAUUCACUUCCUUGAAAUUCACAUAGUGACAAAGCUCCGAUGUGGCAAGUAACAUGUUAGAAUCCGGUGUUUCAGUCCUUGAGGCAAUAUUCACCUAUGUUCUGCUGAUGUAUGGUUCAAUUACAGGCACCAUCCGUUUCGUCUUUUGUUAA